CGACACGCGAGACCCCAUCAACAACACCCGGUCAUACUAACGGAACAGUCAAAAUGGUACGUGGACGCUCUCGAUUUUUGGAGGAUGCCCGGCACACGCAUUGCGAAAAAAGGAGGAAGGGAGUGGUGGAGAGGUUGUGCAAUUGCUUGCAUCCCUCCGCCAGGCGUGUCGCAAAUUUGCUGUCUCAGCAUGUUGAAUUGAAGAAGCACUGCUAACAUGCCACCACAGUCUCAGUCCAAGGUCAAGACCGCCCAGCUCUGGAACAAGUCCAAGGAUGAGCUUGCGACUCAGCUCGCCGACCUCAAGUCGGAGUUGAUCUCGCUCAGGACUGCCAAGGUUGCCGGAGGUUCCUCCACUAAGCUCACCCGCAUCCAUGACGUCCGCAAGGGUAUCGCUAAGGUCCUUACCGUCAUCAACGCCAACCAGCGCGCCCAGCUGAGGCUCUUCUACAAGGGCAAGAAGUACCUUCCCCUCGACCUCCGAUCCAAGCAGACCCGUGCCAUCCGCCGAAGGCUCACCAAGCACGAGUCGUCGCUCGUCACCGAGAAGCAGAAGAAGAAGAACAUCCACUUCCCUCAGCGCAAGUAUGCCGUCAAGGCAUAAGUGUGCUUCAGCGGUGGUGUUUUCCUUUCUUCAUUUGUCUAUCACGAAGCAUUGCAUUGCCGGGGCUUUUCCAGCUAGCGACACACCAAUGUACCUUUAGUCACCAUCUACCAGGGGCAAGGGAGGUGAUGUGGCAGGUCAGGGAUGGACGGAGCGAUCUUCAACGGGAAUGGGGGCGUCCAUGUCAAGAUCAAUAUGAAUCAAAAAGUUCAGACAAUGAAUGGAAUGGUCUGUGACGAAGUAUGACAGAACUGAAUCGAUGGUAUACCCGGAAUGUUCAAAAGCCGUUCAUUUGCAAUCCGCACAUGGUGAACACCUUGUACACCCAACUAAUCACUCGAAACCGUGAUCAUGACUGCGACCAAAACGCCAACGCGUAAGCUAGAUUCAUAUCG
Macroventuria anomochaeta is the source of this 998-nucleotide messenger RNA. Its product is annotated as 60S ribosomal protein-like protein L35. Gene Ontology annotation, biological process: maturation of LSU-rRNA from tricistronic rRNA transcript (SSU-rRNA, 5.8S rRNA, LSU-rRNA); translation. The transcript has 4 exons. The record is from RefSeq and is a predicted model, not a curated record. The coding region runs from base 217 to 603 and encodes 128 amino acids. Lineage: Eukaryota; Fungi; Ascomycota; Dothideomycetes; Pleosporales; Didymellaceae. Gene Ontology annotation, molecular function: mRNA binding; structural constituent of ribosome. Gene Ontology annotation, cellular component: cytosolic large ribosomal subunit; ribosome.